CAGUCGCUUCCGCUCGUCUCAAAUCGCGCUGCGUUCUUCCCCAAUUCAUCCAUUUCAAUUUCAAUUCCGCACCAGAAAAAUGCCGUCUCUAGUUUUUUCCCCCGCCGCCGUCUCAAUCCCUCGCUUCCCCGUCCUCACUUCGACCCUUUCCUCCACCCGAUUCCUCUCCGGCGCCCACCAACUCUCCGUCCUCCAACCCCUCCGCGGCCGCAGAGAGCUCGUGAUCCGCAUGGGCGGCGGGCCACGGACGUACCCUGGCGGCGUAUCCAAGUGGCAGUGGAAACGGAUGCAGGCCAACAAAGCGAAGCAGCUCCUCAAGGCUCGCCUUUGCCGCGAGCGGCAGCUCUACGAGAUGCGCAAGCGGGCGGAGCUACGCGCCGCCGCCUCCGAGCUCGAGCGCCCCUGGGAGGUCGUCGAGCGCGCCCCAAAUCUCUUUUCCGUCUCCGCCGAUGACCAACUCCGGGCCCUCGCCGACCGGUUCCAGCGCCCCGGCAGCUUCGACAUGUGGAACGACCGGGACGGGCCGCAGGUGUUCCGCUCGCCCGUCGACGGGCUGCCGUCGGCCAGGUUCUUCCCCGAGGGCGCCGUGCACAGCGUGAAGCCCUACGGCGUCGCAGCGGAGCCGAGAGAGGACGGAGAAACGGAUGAUUGGAUUCCCAGCGGAGGAAGCGGAAGGAGUAGGAGGAGAUCAAGAUCAUUGGAUUCACAUGAAGAUGAAUCUACCGACGUCGCAGCGAAGAAUCUGGACGACGAGACGCAUAAAAAUACGACCUUCUUUACAUCAAAGAACUCACGACCUCUGACGAAUUUCAACACUCCAGAUAAAAUUGCAAGGAAAGAUUGGAAGAUUUCUCCGAGAGAAGGUGGUGCCAGGGAUUCCAGAAAAAAAAUGGCGGCUUCUGAUACGAAGCAAAGAUUUGGUUGGAAAGAAUUCGAUGAAACUAACGAAAACCUGAAGAACUUGAAAUUGGAGACCGGAGAAGCUAAUUCUGUGAGGAAGAAAAUGAGUUCAAGAAACCAUGGCAACAGCAGGAGCCAAGGAUUUAGGACUCGGCAUAGUUCUAAUGUAGUUGAAAACACUGCUUUUCAGAGAGUAAAAAUGGAUAGAAUGGGGAGCUACAGCAAGCACAGCAACACUAGGUUCAAGGUGGGGAGAAGAACAUUGCGACCGACCACCGAAUUGUUCGACGGGGAAAGUAGCGAUCGGAGGGAGAAUUCCAUGCGAGGAGGAGAUGAUGGCUUCAGGAGGAACUUAGAUAUUUGAGUUUGCUUGUGGAACAACUUGGUUAUGGAUAGUGACUAUUGCAAUUCUUUAAACCUUUGAAACAUGAAUCCUCAGCACUUGCUUGGUUGUAUGUGAUUAUAACAUGAAUGUAUUGCAAUUGUGCAUCAGGAUGGACUGAAACUUAGCACUCUCACUGAUGCUUCUAGUCUUGGUUA
Messenger RNA from Zingiber officinale, 1440 nucleotides. RefSeq names its product probable DEAD-box ATP-dependent RNA helicase 48. The transcript has a single exon. NCBI's taxonomy places the organism in Eukaryota, Viridiplantae, Streptophyta, Magnoliopsida, Zingiberales, Zingiberaceae. The record is from RefSeq and is a predicted model, not a curated record. The coding region runs from base 80 to 1264 and encodes 394 amino acids.